This is a messenger RNA of Drosophila montana, 3632 nucleotides long. It is a transcript of the gene NaPi-III, whose product is annotated as Na[+]-dependent inorganic phosphate cotransporter type III. The transcript is spliced from 7 exons. Gene Ontology annotation, molecular function: phosphate transmembrane transporter activity. Bases 1051 to 3090 code for a protein of 679 amino acids. NCBI's taxonomy places the organism in Eukaryota, Metazoa, Arthropoda, Insecta, Diptera, Drosophilidae. Gene Ontology annotation, biological process: phosphate ion transmembrane transport. Gene Ontology annotation, cellular component: membrane. The record is from RefSeq and is a predicted model, not a curated record.
GCAUAUCGAUGAUAAAGAACUAUCGUCAUUUUCAGCAAGCCGGUGGUCGCAGUUGUGCGCGCGCGUUCAUCACGCUUCAAUUUCUCGUCAAAUAAAUUGUGAUUUGAAAAAGUGUUGCUAUUCAAACAUGGUGAAAAUCUCUCUGACGUGGAAACAAUAUUGCUGUCCUAAACGUCAGUUUACCAAGUCGACUACCAUCAGCUCCUACUCAACAUAACAAGAAACUUCUCUGCAACAACAACACCAACUCCACUCGAACAGCAACUAAAAAAACAACACAACUACAGCUACAAGAAGAAGAGGAACAACUGCAGCUGCCAGAGGAAAAACCCCAAUUCAAGCUUUUCAUUUGAGUGCAACAAGCGGAGUUCACAACUUUCCCAAUCAGAAGUUUUUCCCAAUCAGAAGCUGCAAGCUGUAAACAGUUAGCUAGUUGAGAGAGAGAGAGAAAGUGAUAGUAAGAGGGAGCGGGGGAGAGAGCUAGAGCGAGAGAGUAGCAUUUUAAUAACUUAUUAUUAUUAUAAAUAAUAUUUUAAUCAGUAUUUAGUGUUUUGUGUUUAGGCUUACGUAAUUUAUUGCAUACUUUUAGGCAAGCCGAGCUGAGCAUUGCUUCAGCUCGAGAGGGAGGCUCAAAUUAACCCUAGGGGUUCGUUCCAUUAACACGAACAGUUUUCGGUUGGUUUGUUAUUUUUUUUGUGUCCAUAAACGCGGCUGUACUUUAAUUUUCAUUAUGAAAAUAACAACAAUGAAGUCUAAGCGCAAAUAUGGCUGUUUAGAAAAUAUUUGAAAAGAAUUUUUCAAUUAUUAAUAAUUAAGAUUAUUUUUCGUAUAUCAUUUAUUAUUGUCGAAUUGUAUUUUAUAGUUUCUUUUGCACUCAAAUUCCCCAACAUUUUUCAUUUCCUCUGCACAACAAAUCGGUUCAAGUUAAGGUUCGACGAACAGACAGACAGACAGACAGACAAGAGGCAAGAGCUGUUUUGUUGUUUUUGUUAGUUGAAAGUGAGUUUUUGGUCGCGUCUCUAAGAAGUACAACAAUUUAAUUAACCAACUAUGGAGAGUUAUUCGCCGGAUUUGCUAUGGAUGGUCAUUAUCGGCUUUCUGAUUGCAUUUGUUCUGGCCUUCGGCAUCGGAGCAAACGAUGUGGCCAACUCCUUUGGCACCAGCGUCGGCUCUGGCGUUCUAACCAUACGUCAGGCCUGCGUUUUGGCCACGGUCUGUGAAAUUUCGGGCGCAGUUUUAAUUGGCUACAAGGUGUCGGAUACGAUGCGGAAGGGCAUACUUGAGGUGACUCUGUACGAAGGCGCCGAGGAGGUGCUUAUGUUGGGCUGCAUGUCGGCGUUGGCUAGCAGCGCCAUAUGGCUGCUGGUGGCGACGUUUCUAAAAUUGCCCAUUUCUGGCACGCACAGCAUUGUCGGGUCCACAAUUGGCUUCUCGCUGGUGGCACGCGGCGUCCAGGGUCUGAAGUGGACAACGCUGUGCACCAUUGUCGUAUCGUGGUUCAUUUCGCCGGUGAUGAGCGGCUUGGUGAGCAUUCUACUGUUUCUGACCAUACGCCGAUUCAUAUUGCGCGCCCAGGAGCCAUUGAAGGCGGGCUUCCGUUCGCUGCCCAUCUUCUACGGCGUCACGUUCUUCAUCAAUGUCAUCAGCGUGAUCCUGGAUGGUCCCAAGUUGCUUUAUAUGGAUAACAUACCCACUUGGAUAGCGUUGACCGUCAGCGUGGGCUUGUCCCUGCUGGUGGCGCUGCUGACGCAGCUGGUGGUGGUGCCGCUGCAGCGGCGCUCCAUUGCCAAGAAGCUACGUGCACAGAAUCCGGUCAAGUUCAAUUUCGAGGACUCUGUGGAAUCCUCGCCGUCCGGCAGCCCCAAGAAGCAGCGCCGUCCGCUUUCGCUUGUUAGUGAGGGUAAACCACUGCCGGCUAUUGCCGAAAUCACCGAGCUGGUCUCGCUUAGCGACAAUUCGCCGAAGACCUUUAAGCUAGCGCCUUACGGCCUCGCGGCCAAAAACAACAAUGCGACUGCCGAGGACUACAAAAUCGAUCCCGAAAUCAUACGCAAGGCUGAGGAUCUGCUGGGCAAGGCCAGCCUCGAUAAUCCCGAUCUGACUGUCACCAGCUUGAACUACAUCGACGAGCAGCAGAAUUUACAGCACCAGCAAAACGGACGCAAACUUCAGGAGUGCUUCAAGCGUGUCCAGUCACCCAAGGAGGAGCACAAGUCGCAGCAACUGGUUACGAGUGCAGCAGCUGGCAGUGCGAAUCCAAAUGCCACCGGCAGUCCAAAUGCCACCGUCACCAAUAACAAUCUGCAAGUGGUGAAAAGUGCUGGCAGUCUGGACCUAAUGAUCAGCACCACCUUGUCGCCGAAUUCCAGCAAGGUGCCGCUUAUCGAGAGCAAGGAGGCGCUCAACGAGCAGGAGGAGGAGUUUAAGCGUGCAGCCGGACGACGUGCCAGCAGCAACGAGGAAACGCAGGAGGUGUCCAUGCUCUUCUCAUUUCUGCAGAUACUGACGGCCACCUUUGGCAGCUUUGCGCACGGCGGCAAUGAUGUUAGCAACGCCAUUGGACCACUUAUCGCCCUUUAUAUGAUCUAUCGCGAGGGCUCGGUUAUGCAGAAGGCUGAAAGUCCCAUUUAUAUUUUGAUCUACGGUGGCAUUGGCAUCUCCGUGGGUCUCUGGCUGUGGGGACGGCGGGUCAUCGAAACCAUUGGCAACGAUUUAACAAAGAUCACCUCAUCCACUGGCUUCACCAUUGAAGUUGGCGCCGCGAUCACCGUACUGCUGGCCAGCAAGAUUGGUUUGCCCAUUUCGACGACACAUUGCAAAGUCGGUUCGGUGGUCUUUGUGGGUCAUGUGAGUGCCGCGGGCCGCAAGAAGCAGCGUCAGGAGCACGAAAAGGAGCUGGGACCGCAGCCGGAGGUGACAGGCGCACAGGACACUGUGCCCGCCCCGAUGGAGGAUGGCAGCGUCGAUUGGCAUCUGUUCCGGAACAUUGCAUACGCCUGGAUAGUCACCGUGCCGGUAACCGCAUUGCUCAGCGCCGGCAUGAUGUACGUGCUCUGCGCCCUAGUUGUGGACGAUAUGGGUCAGGGUUAGGGCAAACACUUCAUUGAAUUAUUAAUUGUAAAAGCAAACUAAUGUUUCGUAAUUGUACCAGUUGAUUAAUGAAAAACUAACUAAAAGACAACAAGAAAGAAAGAAAAACUAAAAACAAAACACCUUAAAUCUAAACUUAACAAAAUUACUCACCUAACUAUGCAAAAGUAAUGGAACAUGAAAAUGGAAAAUGGAAAAGCAAAGCAUUUUACUUAACGUCUGAACAUAACUGAUAUUGGUAUUGAUAUUGUUUAUAUACAUACGAUAUUGUAAACAUUUAAACAUAGCACUUUUCUUAUUUUCCCAUUCAUUUUGUAUGCCCAAAAUUUGAUUUGAUGUACGCCUUUUCUUAAGUCCAAAAUUUAAAUGCUCCGCAUUUUUGUUAUUGUGGGAUGUCCGGUGCAAUUGUUUAAUGCAUUAAAAUUAAAACACAAAUUGUUUAAAUUCCUUUUGGACAGCUUAAAAAGAGUAUUUUACAUUUUAUACAUUUCAAAGCAAUAGAGCAAAACACUUAUGAAUAAAAUACAAACUACUACAAGAAA